AAAAAGUACAACGAGGAGUGGAGGGAAACGAUCGUGAAAGAUACUUAUAUGCUGCAUAAUGUCAGGAAUUGCUUUAGCUCGUUUAUCUGAAGAAAGGAAAGCUUGGCGAAAAGAUCAUCCAUUUGGAUUUGUGGCCAGACCAACCAAAAAUCCUGAUGGAACGCUGAAUCUCUUGAAUUGGGAAUGUGCAAUACCAGGCAAAAGAUCGACGUCAUGGGAAACUGGUCUAUUUAAGCUGAGGAUGUUAUUCAAAGAGGAUUAUCCAAGUUCUCCUCCAAAGUGUAAAUUUGAACCACCAUUAUUCCAUCCCAAUGUUUACCCAUCAGGCACAGUGUGUUUAUCAUUACUAGAUGAGGAGAAAGACUGGAGACCAGCUGUUACAAUAAGACAGAUUCUACUUGGAAUUCAAGAACUUUUAAAUGAACCUAAUAUCAAAGACCCAGCUCAAGCUGAAGCAUACACAGUUUACUGCCAAAACAGAGUAGAAUAUGACAAACGCAUCCGGGAUCAGGCAUUGAAAUUCAAGGAUCCUUCAUUGUGAAUCAUGGACACAUUUCUAAGAUAAUGGUUCUUAUUUAUGGACUUUCAAUUGAAUAAUUACAACUGAAAUUUAUGUCUGUUCGUAAUUGUAUUUGUUAUUGUAAACAUUAUUUUCUGUAUUGUCCUUUGAGAAUACAUCUGGCAAAGGUUUAUACUGUAUUCAGAUAUAAAGUAUGAACAGUGUUGAUAAGAAAUGUACACAAACUAUUACAUCUUUAUAUAUGGUUGUUUGGUUGACUUGUCUUUUGAAUCCUGUUGUGUCAAGAUCUGUUAGAUUCACUAUAUUUUUAUUUCAAAGGUUUUGAAUGGAACCUUUGCAUAUAUAUCUGUAAGUUUGUGUGCAUCAGUUACUGGUAAAGUUGUUCAGUUUGAAUCACAUAAUGUUUUGUCAAGUUUAAAAAUUAUAUUGCUGAUUUAAUAUUGAUGGCUGUAACUAUCACAAAAGAGUAUUUCAUUAUUCCAUUAUAUUCCAUUUAUUUAAAAAGAAUUAUCAUCAUUAAUAUUACAAGUUGUUUUCAGCAAACGUUUGUGAGACCUACCAUCAACAGUAUAUGGGAAUGAGGCCUAAGUACCCAGGAACUUUUGUCGAUGUGGCAAAUGUGAUGGUAAAAAACAUGUGAUCAUAUGUUUGUCUCUGGAAUAGUAAACUUAAUUUGUAUUACCACUUACAAAGAAAUUCAUUUCCAACAGUAAACUCAUGGAAAGCUGAUUUCAGAAUAGUGUGAGUCUCAGUGUCUACAUGAUGUGGAAUAAAGUGCUAUGUUGAAUAUACAUUUAAUGUGGCUUUCAAAAAUUAAAGAUUGAGGGACCUAGUUGUGUGAUCUUUAGUUCUUAUGAGCCUUGGCAAAGACUUUAAAAACUUGCAGCACUUAUCAGUCACAUUAAAAAGUCUGCUAUGCUUUAUCUCAAAAAUGUUGUUCUUCAAAACAAAAACCUGCUUUAUAUUGGACAUGAUACUCUCCAUGAUGAUAUUAAAACAAUUUCAUCCUUUUUGUCUUAGAGUUUCCAAUCAGUUACAAACAACUGAGAACAAACUGAGAAGAAAUUUUGUUUUACAACUUAAACAAGACUACAUCAAUAAGUGUUCAAUAGAAAGUCUUGAUUGAAAUAAGAGAAGAAAUAACCUCACGCUUAUACACAGAAUGUAAUGGAUGCCGUCUGAUGUCCUUACGUGACUCGAUACAUGAUCACAAACAGUUGGCUCUUAAAACAAUCAGCUACUUUGUUUAAAUACAUCUUUUCUCUCUGUACUUUCAAUAUUGUUUCUCUAUAUAUUGCAGACAUUUGAAGACAAAAAGGAAACUGAUAUGUAAUAACAGAAAUACAUUUUUUUAUUACAAAGUAAUAGUUAACUGAAUAGUAAUGCUUUAAAAGUGUAGUUGGCAUUGCAAGGUCAAAAGUGAACGUUUCACAGAAAGUGUCUAUUUGUUUUCGAUCACCGAUAUUCAUUUUAUCUGUCAAUGAAUAGGAGAUACUUUAGUUAAUAAAACAAACUAUUUUGAAUUUAA
Messenger RNA from Ylistrum balloti, 2048 nucleotides. RefSeq names its product SUMO-conjugating enzyme UBC9-B. The record is from RefSeq and is a predicted model, not a curated record. Gene Ontology annotation, cellular component: nucleus. Gene Ontology annotation, molecular function: SUMO conjugating enzyme activity. The coding region runs from base 59 to 541 and encodes 160 amino acids. The transcript has 7 exons. NCBI's taxonomy places the organism in Eukaryota, Metazoa, Mollusca, Bivalvia, Pectinida, Pectinidae. Gene Ontology annotation, biological process: protein sumoylation.